Messenger RNA from Helianthus annuus (common sunflower), 1532 nucleotides. RefSeq names its product 7-methylguanosine phosphate-specific 5'-nucleotidase A. The transcript is spliced from 10 exons. Gene Ontology annotation, cellular component: cytoplasm. The record is from RefSeq and is a predicted model, not a curated record. Bases 180 to 1205 code for a protein of 341 amino acids. Gene Ontology annotation, molecular function: magnesium ion binding; 5'-nucleotidase activity. NCBI's taxonomy places the organism in Eukaryota, Viridiplantae, Streptophyta, Magnoliopsida, Asterales, Asteraceae.
AACUAAAAAGGAGUGACGUCACAGGUUUAUCUAUUUUGCAGAAGGGGGCAUACAUGUGUGUCAUCUGAAGGUCCAAACUCCAUAACUCCAAAACUUGAAAGCAUAUAUGUAUAUGCCCACAACAAUUUAUAAGCAUAUGCCGCAUAUUUUGGCAAAUCCUAAACCUUCUUAACCUAUUUAUGUCUCUGACUUGCUUUUGUUCCCACACCAUUCGUUGCAUUUCUGAUCGUAUCAGUUACAGGGUUUGGAGUUGUAGUGGGAGAAAGAUGAAUAGAGCUAAAUUGGGGACUAUGGUUAAUGGGAACAAUUGUUAUUCUUCUAAGGUUGUUGUUAAUGAUCCCAAGUUGCUUCACCAGAAAAAAGCGGCUAUUCGCCUCGCAGGUCCUUCGAAAUUUCAGGUUAUUGCAGAUUUUGAUAAUACACUUACAAAGUUUUGGGUUGAUGGAUGUCGAGGACAAUCCAGUCACGCGCUCCUACAACAGGAUAACCCUGAAUACAAUGCUAAGAGGGACGAGUUAUUUAACUAUUAUCAUCCUAUAGAAUAUGACCCGCAGAUUCCAAUUGAUGAAAAAACAAAGCUCAUGGUAGAAUGGUGGGGUAAGACCCAUGGUCUUCUUAUUGAAGGAGGUCUUACAUAUGAUGCAAUAAGAAACUCUGUAGCCAAUGCUGUGAUUGCUUUCAGAGAAGGUGUCGUUGAGCUUUUCGAGUUUUUAGAGGAGAGAGAUAUCCCGGUUCUUAUAUUUUCAGCAGGUCUAGCUGAUAUUAUUGAAGAGGUUCUUCGUCAGAAACUGCAUAGAACUUUCAAAAACGUCAAGAUUGUAUCAAACCGGAUGAAAUUUGACCAGAAUGGUAACCUAGUAUCUUUUACAGGGAAGUUGAUUCAUAGCUUAAAUAAGAAUGAGCAUGCUCUUGAUAUGGCUGCAUCUUUACAUGAUCAUUUGGGUGAAGUCGAUGAUCAAAUGAUGGAUAGCGCGUCUGUGAAAAAAAGAACAAAUGUUUUACUUCUUGGUGAUCACAUGGGAGACCUCCAUAUGUCUGAUGGUUUGAAUUAUGAAACUCGCAUUUCCGUUGGAUUUUUGAACCACAACAUUGAAAACUCUCUUGAUAGCUAUCGUAAAGGCUUUGACAUUGUGUAUCUUGAUGAUGCACCGAUGUCGGGGGUGGUCAAGUUAGUCUCAGAGCUAUUUUCUCCUGCGAGUGAUUAAACUUUUGGUUCACCUAAAUCAUGGUUUCAUUGUUUGCGCAUUUUCUUAAUUUCUGCAUCCAGUAUGCUAUUUUCUCCUGGUCCCCUGGUGAUUUGUCUUUAUGUUGACUGUAAACUAGUGCUGUUGAUAGUUUUUAUUAAACAUGAUGCUAGGGACCAUGGUUUCGCGCAUUGUAAAGUAACAGUUUAGUGGUUCCAUAAAAUGCGUUCGAAAAUUUCCUGUUUUUGUAUCUUUGAAUGUGUCGAUAAAGUUGGAACGUUUUUGUUUGGUUUCUUUUGUAUUUUUGAGUUGGAAUAUAUUAUACAAAGUUGUGUAUGUUUGGUUUGA